GCUGUGAGGUUAUGUCAGUGUAUCUCAAUAACUGAUACAAUAUUUUCGUUUUUAAAGUCUCUUUGCAAUAAAAAAAUGAUAAAUUUCUCAAGAUCAACGUUUCAGCUUGGUCAUUUGCUGAAAACGAAUGGCCAUUCAAAAGUUUUAUCGGCAUUUAGUUUGCACAGUCGGUUUUGCUCUGCUGAAGCAGCACAACCAACCAAGGAGGAUGGACUGAAAACUGAAAGAACUGUAAAUACUCCAACCGAAUCUAUUCCACCAAACAGUAGAUUUGUAUACCCCGAAUUUUUGCCGGAUCCAGAACCGAAAUAUCGACACCCAAUUCGAGAAAAGCUAGAACGUCAAGACAUGAUCAAUCGCAGGGCGCAUAUAGACAUUCCGGAAUUUUAUGUGGGUUCAAUAUUGGCAGUAACUUCAUCUGACCAGCAUUCAAUUGGUAAAACAACACGUUUUGUGGGUAUUUGCAUCGAUAGAGGUUUGUGCGGAUUACGUUCAUUCUUUGUGCUGCGCAAUGCCGUCGAUAAUCAAGGUGUUGAAAUCAAAUAUGAACUUUACGAUCCAACCAUUCAAAAAAUCGAAGUAUUACUAUUGGAAAAACGUCUUGAUGAUAAACUUUACUAUUUACGCGAUGCUCCACUUGAAUACAGUACCUUUGAUAUGAAUAUGGAAACGAAGCAGCAUCCAGAAUACGAACCCGUGCCAGUCAAUACAAUUCAAAUUACUUUAAGACCCAGACCAUGGAUGCAACGCUGGGAGCGGAAAAAUUUAAAAGGCGUCAAAUUAGAAAGCAUCAACGAACAUAUUACAGACAAAAUGCGGGCACAGAAAAUUGCACGAGAAGAACCAUGGUUGAAAUAUGAUCUUAUGAGAGACUAUCGGUCAACCAUUCCUGAGGAGGAGCAACUGGAAAUCUAUUCGGAAAUUUAUCCACAUUUGAAUAGGUUGCGGCAACAACGACAAGUGCAAAAACGCUCGAAAAUGUUUGUAAAACCGAAGAAAUCCAAUUAAAUUGUCAAAUGGUUUUAAAUUUAGAUUCGAUUUAUAUGUUAAUUUUUAUUGCAAUCAAAAUGUGUUAAUAAAUG
Molecule: messenger RNA, 1082 nt
Organism: Contarinia nasturtii (swede midge)
Lineage: Eukaryota; Metazoa; Arthropoda; Insecta; Diptera; Cecidomyiidae
Gene: mRpL19
Product: 39S ribosomal protein L19, mitochondrial
Exons: 3
Coding region: 76-1008 (310 amino acids)
Biological process (GO): translation
Cellular component (GO): ribosome; mitochondrial large ribosomal subunit
Molecular function (GO): structural constituent of ribosome
Source: RefSeq, a predicted model, not a curated record